AUGCCUCGCCGUCGUCCAUCCAGUAAGAGCAAUUCCCACUCUAAACCACGGCCAGUGGAUCGCAAAGAUAGCAAAAUUAAACGGUGGAAUAAAGCUUCUGAUAUUGAACUAGACGAAGAGGACCAAUUCCAUGUAUCCAGGGAUAAGAUCCUAUUGAAUGAGGACGGAGAUGGUCAGGAUGACGAUGGGGAUGAAGACGAAGUUUUUGCUCUGGAAGGCGUGUCAGACGAGGAGGCAGAAGAAGACGAGGACGAGGACGGAGUUGCGUAUGCUGAAGAUGAAGACGUCCAUGAAGACCAAGUCGUCAACAAGAGAAAAACCAAAACCAAAUUGAAGAAGGCAUCAUCUCCUUCAGAUACGGGAUCGGAGGAUGAAUCCUGGGGUCGAAGCAAGUCAGCGUAUUACUCGUCCAAUGCCGCCCAGAUCGACUCGGAAGACGAGGAAGCGAAUGAACUGGAGGAACAGGAAGCCCGCAGACUGCAGGUGAAGGCGCGGGAUGCUAUUCAUGAGGAUGAUUUUGGAUUGGGCGAAGGUCUCGAAGCAGAACCCGCUGCUGAGGUCGAAGAUUCAUUAGAGGAACAAUCGCAGCCUAUACUUAACGUGGCCUUGAGUGACAAGAAGGCCGUCUUGCAGCACCUGGAACGAGAAAAUCCUGAAGCUCUUGCUUUAGCCCGUGACUGGGAUGAUACAGCCCGUAGUCUCAUCGAAAUGCAAGCAAAAAUUGCUGCCACAUCGGAGAAAGAAACCGACGGAAUUGAACUCGGACUUCUGCACGCGUACUAUCAGGCUCUCCUAACCUAUGCUACCACACUCGCGUAUUACCUUCACCUACGCGCCUCGGAGAAAUAUGCAGCUCGACCUCUACUCCUGAGACAGCACCCAGUCUUGAAUCGUCUGCUCACUCUUAAGCAAUCACUCGUUAUGCUAGAGAACUUGGGCGUCGGCACUGACUCGCAGGACGAAGGUGACGAAGAUGACGAAGACGAAGACGGCGAAGAUGGCGAACUAGUAUCUGACGCGACUGACUUGUGGAGCCUCCUGAUGAAGAAGGGUCUCGAAUCCGACGAGCUUACAGAACUGUUGAUGGACGCCGAUGAUAAACCGAGAGCGCCCAAGAAAAACAAACCAAUCUUUGACCUCGUCGAGCCAGACUUCGAGGCUGCCUCAACUUCCGCAAAGAAGAGGCAUUUGGUUCCCAUUGACGCCAGUAGCACAGACGCAUUCGGCGAAGCCACGUUCCUACAGCACGCUGACGCUACCGACAAACAGGCACGCAAGAAGAGCCUGCGCUUCCACGUGUCACGCAUUGAAAGCGCUAGUGCGCGGCGCCAGAACGCUCGUGUCAAUGCAGUGGGCGGGGAUGACGACAUCCCUUACCGCGAACGAAGGAAACAAAAGGAACAGAGAAUGGAGAAAGAGCGGGAGCGAAAAGCUGGAACGCUUGGGAUGGGCGGAGAUGAUCUAGAUGAUAUGGAUACCGAAAUUACUGACGCAAUCAGCCGCAGCAAAAAGAGACGGAGAGACGUAGAUGUCGAGGGCGAUGAUGAUAGUGACAUGGCGGAAGCACACGGCUAUUACGAGCUCGUCAAACGGCAAGCCGCGGAGAAGAAGAGCAAGAAAAAGACAGACUAUGAGGAGGUUCGGGCGGCCGAGCGACUCGUCUUUAAUGAAGACGAGGCAUCUGGCCCGCGCUCGGUCACGCGGGCUAUCAUGAAAAACAAGGGUUUAACGCCGCACAGGUCAAAGAGUGUCCGCAAUCCCCGUGUCAAAAAGCGUCAGAAAUACGAGCAAGCCAAGAAGAGAGUGUCAUCGCAGCGUGCAGUUUACAAAGGUGGUAUUGGCGAUGCCUCGAAAUACACAGGCGAGCAGUCUGGUAUAUCCAAAGUUAUCAAGAGUGUUCGCCUGUGA
Molecule: messenger RNA, 1908 nt
Organism: Suillus paluster
Lineage: Eukaryota; Fungi; Basidiomycota; Agaricomycetes; Boletales; Suillaceae
Product: Sas10 C-terminal domain-containing protein
Exons: 7
Coding region: 1-1908 (635 amino acids)
Biological process (GO): maturation of SSU-rRNA from tricistronic rRNA transcript (SSU-rRNA, 5.8S rRNA, LSU-rRNA)
Cellular component (GO): nucleolus; small-subunit processome
Source: RefSeq, a predicted model, not a curated record